Molecule: messenger RNA, 1908 nt
Organism: Arctia plantaginis
Lineage: Eukaryota; Metazoa; Arthropoda; Insecta; Lepidoptera; Erebidae
Source: the annotation of a GenBank genome assembly
AUGAAACAAGCUAAAGGUGAAGUUCUCAAACUGGGUCUCUCUGAUCACGACGCUCAACUUUUAAGCAUCCCUAUGGCAAAAGAUAUUUCGCAACCUACCAAGAUAACGAACUCCACAAAUAUAUGUAGAACUGCGUGGAAAAUUAUCAACGACGAUGUCGGCAACAUUUUUACACACGAUAUAAUAUCAGAAAUUAGAGUGGAUGGUAAACUAAUUCAACAGCCAAUAGAUAUAGCAAAUCGAUUCAAUGAACAUCUUAUAGCAUCAACCACUAGAAACGUAAAAAAGACUCACAACACAAAUAAAACUAGAGCCCUGAGUAGUAUAUUCUUAGAACCUGCGGAUUUUACAGAGGUAAAGAAUAUAAUAAUGUCCUUAAACAAUACCAAUUCCGUAGGAAUUGACGAGGUGACAACUUAUAUACUCAAACAAUGUGUUUAUGAAAUAGUACCUGUCAUUACACAUUUAAUUAACCUCUCUUUUGAAACAGGUGUAUUCCCUGAAAGUUUAAAAAAAUCCAUAGUGAAACCAUUAUACAAAAAAGGCGACAAACUUGAACUCAGCAAUUAUAGACCCAUUACAUUAAUACCGAUCUUGUCAAAAGUAUUUGAGAAAGCGAUGCAUAAAAGGCUGACUACGUACCUAAAUAGGUUUAAAUUUAUAAAAGAAGAACAAAAUGGGUUCCAGAGAGGCAAAUCAACUACACUAGCAGCUUUUCAAUUAAUCUACAAUGUCCUGAAAAAUGUAGACACUAAAAAACCUACAAUAGUAAUAUUCUUUGACAUGACAAAAGCCUUUGACCAUGUUUCGCAUCAGCUGCUACUUGAAAAACUUGAGAAUUACGGAAUUCGAGGCCCAGCACAUGAAUGGAUUAAAUGUUACCUGAAGAAUCGCGAACAAUGUGUGGAUAUAAUUAAAAAUGAUAAUUCAGUGAUCACUAGGGAGAGGUCCGCACUUUUAACUAACAAAUAUGGGGUUCCUCAAGGAAGUAUAUUGGGACCAUUACUAUUCUUAGUCUAUAUUAAUGACUUACCAGACAUAACUACUCAUAAAUGUAUAUUAUUUGCUGACGACAUUUCAAUUAUAUUGACAUCUAAAAUUGGUACAAAUUAUGACAUUGAUAUUAAUAAUACAAUAAAAUCCGUAAUAGAAUGGCUAAAAAAUAAUAACUUAAAUGCUAAUCUUUCCAAAACCAAUUUCAUACAAUUCCAAACACAAAGCUCAAAACUAAAUCUUAGAGAAAUAAGAUAUGGCGAUACUGUUAUAGAGGAAACGGAAUGCGUAAGGUUUCUAGGAUUAUCAUUAGAUAAAUAUUGCAACUGGAAGACACACGUCGAUUCAGUCUGCAAAAGAGUUAAUAGUUUUGUUUACGUGCUUAACCGACUAAGAAAAACCGCUACUCAGCAGACAGUACUUCUCGCCUAUCAUGGUCACGUAGGUUCUGUAUUGAGAUACGGUCUAUUGUUGUGGGGAAACUCAGUAGAUGCUACUCGAGCGUUUUUAUCCCAGAAGAGAUGUGUUCGGGCUAUGGUGGGCAUUCCUCCUUAUGAAUCUUGCAAACUUUAUUUUAGAAAAUAUGAAAUAUUACCGUUGCCCUGUUUGUACAUCUUUGAAGUAAGUGUUUUUGUUAAAAGAAACCCUGGUUUAUUUAAAAAGGCAAAAGAUAUGUUCCCACGCAACACUCGGGGCAGUGAAAGACUAGUCCUGGAUUUUGUUCCCAGAACUACACUAUUCCAAAAAAAUUGUUAUAAUAUGUGUAUCAAAAUAUUUAAUAGCUUGCCACCAACCAUAAAGGCGUUGCCCCUACUGAAAUUUAAAAGGAAAUUGAAAACAUGGCUUUUGGAAAAAAUGAUAUACAGUAGAACUCCAAUUAUCCGAAUUAAUGGGGACCGGGACCCAUUCGGAUAA